Molecule: messenger RNA, 1703 nt
Organism: Marchantia polymorpha subsp. ruderalis
Lineage: Eukaryota; Viridiplantae; Streptophyta; Marchantiopsida; Marchantiales; Marchantiaceae
Source: the annotation of a GenBank genome assembly
GCAUAACCGGGGCCGGGGAUCCGCGGUCAAACAGAAGUCGACCCCGAGACUCUGGAGGUUGUUUUUGGAGAAACCAGACCCAGGUCCCAGGGUGGGGAUACCGCUGAAAAGCAGACGCCGUGUGUGCUGAAGGUUGUAAUAGACGGAUGAACGGUUCGGAUAGACGCUAAGGGGAGAGCCGAUCGUCGUGGUGCACGGGGCACAACGAGGAGCAUCGGAAGCGAGCAUUGUUGGAGUGAAGCAAACAGCAAACAGCAGCAGAAGUACCAGCGGCGAACGACGACAACUUGACUAUUUUCAUCAGCCACUGACUGGUGGCUUCAUUGUUACGACGCUUGUUACGAACACACAUAAGGCAAGCGAAUGAGUAGUUGUAAACAGCCAUGCAUGAUUUUCUCACAGGGCAGUCCAGGCAGUGGUGAAGGCAGAAAGAAGGGAGGCACGGAUUGGAUUGGAUUUCGCAUGUCGUUUUUUAAUAUGUUCUCUCUGUGUGACCCAUCCACUCGGAUUCCUCUGUAGACAGAAAUAAGCAUGCGUGUUUCGAAUGUAAAUAUUCGAAACUGGUUGGGGGUGAGCCAGAAAAAGCGCGCUCUUGCGCGCUCUUUCUCCUCCCUUCGACAGAUUUCAACAAAUUUCAAACUCUGUUGAAUUGAUGGCCGGGACUUCUAGUCCAGGGAGUCAGGACAACUCCCACUCUGACGACUUUGGCAACGCUGGCGGAGGAGACCGUGACAAUUCCAAUGUCAGAGAGCAGGAUCGAUUUCUCCCGAUAGCAAAUAUCAGCAGAAUUAUGAAGAAAGCGCUUCCUGUAAACGCCAAGAUUGCGAAGGACGCCAAAGAAACUGUGCAGGAAUGCGUCUCAGAGUUUAUAAGCUUCAUCACAAGCGAAGCUUCUGACAAAUGUCAGAGAGAAAAGAGAAAAACUAUAAAUGGAGAUGAUCUAUUGUGGGCCAUGAGCACAUUAGGGUUCGAAGAUUAUGUUGAACCCUUGAAGGUGUAUCUGCACAAGUAUCGAGAGAUGGAGGGAGAUAAGGGCUCUUCAAUUAAUAAGCCGGGAGAGUCCAACUCCGGAAAAAAAGAGGGAACAAGUCACCCUGCUGUUCAGCAGAUGAGCGCUGGCGUUCAAGCCUACAACAUGGGCUAUAAUAUACAAAAUCAGAUGAUGAGUGCACCUCCUAACUAUCAGCUACAGAUGCAGCAGAUGCUGGCCGCUCCGGGAGGUCAACAACAUUGAUUCAUGUCGAUAUAGUAGUAGGGAUAGGUCUUUGCUUAGGUCUGCGCGGAGAUUUGUAGACAACUGUUCCCCUAAUCCGCGAAAAGCAAAUGGAAAAGACUAGCAUAUCCAAGUAGGGGAGCUUGGAAAAUGGCUAGGUUGUGCUAACCUCUGAGUAGCUGAAGACUUCAAUCUUGGUAAUUUCUUUCAACUUGUAGUGAUACAUUCUGGCUAACCUCACAGGUUCGGAAAGUUUUUCCUUUCCUCAAGUUCUUUCGGAUCCCUGCUUAGAGCUUUCUUUGUGCAGGCGCUUUCUGUUAUUUUUGGUAUGUGAAGGUCUGAGUUUUUCUCAUCCAAAAAGUAUGUAAAUAGAGGUUUUGAAUACGGAUUGACGGGUCUAAGGGUAGGAGUCACUGGUUUUACCCUGAUUGUAUCACUUGAAUGUUGUCAACUCAAAGUUUCAUACAUAAAAAAAACUCGUUCUUUUCCC